Oryzias latipes (Japanese medaka) is the source of this 1649-nucleotide messenger RNA. It is a transcript of the gene mrm1, whose product is annotated as mitochondrial rRNA methyltransferase 1 homolog (S. cerevisiae). Gene Ontology annotation, cellular component: mitochondrion. Gene Ontology annotation, biological process: rRNA methylation. Lineage: Eukaryota; Metazoa; Chordata; Actinopteri; Beloniformes; Adrianichthyidae. Gene Ontology annotation, molecular function: rRNA (guanine) methyltransferase activity; RNA binding. The record is from RefSeq and is a predicted model, not a curated record.
UCCGGUCAUGUUCAUGCAUGUUUUAUUCUCCACAACGGAUUCCACAUUUUGUGAAAUGUUGGUGGGCAGUUCUUAUCAACGGAAGUCGCUGCUUGUUUGGUGCAGAAAACUGCACGCGCUGGUGUCAAUGUCGAAAGAGGGCUCUCAAGUAGCGUCCUACCACGGCACCGCUCCUCUCACCAUCCCAGAGAAAGGUAGCAGGGACUCUGCAGAGAGGAAACGCCUCACGGGGUCAAAUUCCUUCAGUGUCUCACACAAACUUGGAGAAUCUAAGGACAGAUACACACGAGGGAGGUCAGCACAAAGUAAAGCCUUCAGAAAUGAAGAGAUGCAGAAACACAAUCAAAGGAGGGGAAAUGACUUCAAAGUUUCAUCUGAGCUCAGGAAACUGUGUCUGGAAGAUUUCCCUUCAGACAGGGAGAGGCGGGUGGGAUUGAAGUCAACACAAGCCAUCAAGAUGGAGCCCUCUGAGAUUGUUUUUGGCGUUUCUCCUUGUUUUUUGGCUCUAACUCAGGGAAGGAGAAAGGCAAGUAGACUGUUUGUUAAAGCUGGCGAGGCCUCUCUGAGAGCAUCUGUGUUAAAGGUCUGUGAGGAGGCGCAUCAACAAGGUGUACCAGUGAGUCGGGUGAGCAAGAAGGACCUGGACCGCAUGUCUUCUGGAGGAGUACACCAAGGAGUUUGUCUGGCAGCAAGCCCUCUUGGUUAUCUUACUGAGGACUGGACAGUCAGCGGGGGCCCCAGCACCCCUCUGUGGCUUGUCCUGGAAAGAAUCCAAGAUCCCAUGAAUCUAGGGGCCAUUUUGCGCUCUGCGUACUUCCUUGGCGUGGAUAGAGUCAUCAGUAGUUUGCGACACAGCUGCCCAUUGUCUCCAGUGGUGAGCAAGGCCAGCUCGGGGGCCAUGGAGGUGAUGGGGGUGUAUGGAUGUGAGAAUCUGGAGGAAAUGCUUAAGCUAAAGCUGGCGCAGGGCUGGCAUGUGGUUGGCACAGUGGGACAUCAAGCAGUGGACUCAAACAUCCGUGUCACCCAGUGUUUAGAGUUUCAAAUAACCAAACCCACACUGCUUUUAAUGGGAGGAGAGGGGCAUGGACUGUCAGCAGAGCUGCUCUCCCUGUGCCAAACCUUUCUCUCCAUCACAGCUGGCAAGGAGCUGCCCCCCGGCAUUGAGUCCCUCAAUGUUUCUGUAGCUGCAGGUAUCCUGUUACAUUCUCUAUUGUUCUCUAGGGGGUCAACAAGAGGCUGAGCACCAUGAAUAUUUGCCUGAGUAAGCCUUAAAAGGAAAAAUAAAGAAUGAGCUAUUUAUGCUCUGGUUUCUUUAUUUGCAUAACCAUUCACACUCAGCUGGAUCCAGUCUCAUUAAAGAAAAUUGUUUUCCAAUGUUACUUCUUCAUUGACUGGAUGCUCUAGUUUGAUUUGCAAAUUCAAACAAAGCUUUUUUUGUAAAAAAAAAAAAAAAAAAGUUAAAUGACUGAUGCUGAAUUCCUCACCAGGAAGAAGAGGUUCUUGAUUUACACUUGUUGACAAACAUGAACUAAAUGAUUGUACUUUCUUUGUCGUUUUUUUAGAAACAUUACUGUGAUUCUGCACGAGAUUUUUUGACAAAUAUAAAUCUCCAGACAAGAGAUUUCUUUCAAUAAAAUUACUCCAAAUUA